AUGGCAACGACUCCCCAGCCCUGGAUGAGCCAGUUCUCCGGGUAUAUCAACUCCGCUCCAGGCAUAGAAAACACCCUACGGCUCUUCCAGUUCUCCUGCGUCAUCCUCGGGUCUCUUUCCGGAGCCUCUCCCUCGCCCUGGGCCAGAGCUGGAGGCCAGUUUGCGCUGAGUCGUCGCUAUUUUCGGUACUUCAAGUUUAUCGACCACUUUCAAAAUGCAUGGACAGCGUACACACUGAGCGACAGUGCCCCGCCUCACAGGCGAGGAUCAGUUGCAUCGACCCUCGAGUUCAGCAAGUGGAGCCUUCUGGGGAUAUACCUCUUGCUUGAAGGCGUGACGAUCUUUGAUGCGCUGGGCGUUCAAAGGACAGCUUGGGGCGACAGAGCUUUGCUUGAGAGCCACAAGUUCUGGCUGUAUGGCCUGGUCUUCUCGCUCCUGAGUACCCUGUGGCAGAUGGUGCAGCUACGCCAGGCCCCAAAGUCACCAGCAGCAAGCCAACAGACCAAAAAGGACUCCAACGCAAAGGAUAGUAAAGAUGGCUCGGAAAAGACACCUUCUGUUGAAAAGCAGACUGUCAACAACGCUGACUUUACCGUUGUCCACCAGGCCCUGAUGAAGGAUCUUAUUAUUACCGGUUGCGACAUCUGCAUUCCCGGGCACAUUCUUGGUUGGAUCCCGAUAUCUGCCACGAUGAUGGGCAGCGCAGCUGUUUUGAGUACGCUGCUUGUUGGACGAGACCGUUGGGUCCAGGCCCAUGGAGGCUCCCGGUAG
Messenger RNA from Nannizzia gypsea CBS 118893, 771 nucleotides. Its product is annotated as PEX11 domain-containing protein. Gene Ontology annotation, cellular component: peroxisomal membrane. The coding region runs from base 1 to 771 and encodes 256 amino acids. The record is from RefSeq and is a predicted model, not a curated record. Lineage: Eukaryota; Fungi; Ascomycota; Eurotiomycetes; Onygenales; Arthrodermataceae. The transcript is spliced from 3 exons. Gene Ontology annotation, biological process: peroxisome fission; regulation of peroxisome size.